UGGUUUUGCAACCCGAAGGCACGUCUCAUAAUACGCUCACACACAUACACAUACACCACAUAUAUAUGCCUGAUUGGGAAGAUCCCGAAGAGAGGGAGGGAUAUUAGGAAAAACGAAUUAUUAUGGCGAGCAGUAUAGAGACGGGAGCAGACACGGGAUCCGGGACUGCUGCCACGGCGCUCUGGAGACUCGAGACUAUUCCGGGGAAAGGAAAGGGGUUAGUCGCUACGGGGGACAUCUCUCCUGGGACACUGAUCCUAAGCGACGCGCCCCUGAUCACGACGGACGUGAUCAAGUCCAUCGAGAGCACCGAGCAGGAUCUCGCGCGCGCUCUGAAGGCCCUCCCCAAGGAGUCCCAACGCGCGUACUUGUCGCUGCACAAUAACUAUCCCGGCAAGAACCCGCUCAGUAACAUCGUCCGCUCGAACGGCUACCCCCUGGGUCCGGGCUCCGACGUGGGCGGCGUCUUCGCAAACGUCUCCCGCAUCAACCAUAGCUGUCGUCCCAACGCAAAGCACUCCUGGAAUCCAACGCUCCAGAAACAGACCGUGUACGCGAUCCGCCCUAUCGCCGCCGGCGAGGAGCUCUCCCUCUCGUACCUCUCCGGCGGCACCUACAGCGAGCGACAGGAGCAGCUCAAGAACCUGUUCGGUUUCUCCUGCGCCUGUGAGCUCUGCACGCUGCCCCCGGACGACCGCCGCGCCAGCGAUAACCGCAUCCGGCGCGCGCAGAAGCUCAACGAGUCUAUCGGCGACUGGGACAAGUGCCGCUACUCGCCAGCCCAGGUGCUGCGCCAGGGCCGCGAGCUCAUGGCGCUGUAUCGCGAGGAGGGGAUUGUGGAUGAUCACCUGCCGAAUUUGUACUAUGACAUCUUCCAGGUGUGCAAUAUGCACGGGGACCAAGCGCGCGCGAGUGCGUUUGCAAGCAAGUAUUGCGAGCUGAAGCGGCUGAGUGAGGGACCGGAGAGCGCUAAUGUGCGCGAGGCCAUGCCGUAUGUUGCGGAUCCGAGGAAGCAUAAGGGGUUCGGGAAGACGCAGGAUUGGAAGACGGAUUUGGAUCAGAUCCCGAAGGGAUUGGAUGAUGAGGAUUUUGAGAAGUGGCUUUGGAGAGAGAAGGUUUAGGACUUGUCGUUGGAUAUCGGUUUCGCAAAUUGUCCUCGAAGGGUCUCCGGCAUAAUGAUAGAGGAGUUUUGGAGUAUUCAGUUAGUUCGCUGGGAUCUAAAGAGAGAGAAAAUCCAAGUAUUUCAUGUGAUGAUUCAAUCGAGCAAUCAUGUUCAGCAG
Amorphotheca resinae ATCC 22711 is the source of this 1280-nucleotide messenger RNA. RefSeq lists its product as hypothetical. The transcript has a single exon. The coding region runs from base 123 to 1121 and encodes 332 amino acids. The record is from RefSeq and is a predicted model, not a curated record. Gene Ontology annotation, molecular function: protein binding. NCBI's taxonomy places the organism in Eukaryota, Fungi, Ascomycota, Leotiomycetes, Helotiales, Amorphothecaceae.